This is a messenger RNA of Penicillium brasilianum, 4545 nucleotides long. Lineage: Eukaryota; Fungi; Ascomycota; Eurotiomycetes; Eurotiales; Aspergillaceae. The record is from the annotation of a GenBank genome assembly.
CUGUAACACUAGCACCUCGAACAAGACAAAUCACGUUUCCAGUGGAUCGUCAGGCCAGAUGCUAGCCCGAUAGACCAACGAACUAACCGUCAGCAUCCACAGCAGACGAAUCAUCGACAUGAUUUAAAGACACUUUUGGCGUGCCAAAAAUAGUCGCGGCAGGUCUUUUGCCUGAGGCAGCAGCACCGCCCCUGCCCUGUUAAUUAGCCGCUUUCCCAAUCCGUUCAAGGCCGAGUAUGAGCUAUUGCUACGACAUCUCCUCAGCUCGUUCGCGAGGCAAAUGGUAUUGAAACCAUUGUUUUACUUCGAGUUGAGACUAUUUGCUUCCUUUGUUGUAGCUUGAGCUCUCGGUGGAAAGACAAAGAACCUUUGCAUUGGACGCUCUCGGGUCCCUGUUAUAGGUCACUUCCCCGCGGUCGAUUCGCAUGCGUCGAGUACGAACACCGAGCUGCACCUACAGGCUCACUACCCGGAAGAUCUUACACGGUGAUUUUACCAACCUCUGUCGACUAGAUGCGCCCUCAUGCCCUCCCGGCCUGGACGUGACCCGCCGCUGCCUCCGCUGCCUCCAAUCUUGAGCCCUGGCGUCACCGCUCCUCCCUCGAACCUUCCUCGGGCGACUCCCUCAGCUCCUGCCCCAGAAAUCAGUAGGAGGCGGCUACCGGAGCAUCAGAAUGCGCUGACAAUGGUCCCGAUGAACGGCCCUGCGCCCACCAGUCCCCGCCGUGGGCACCACCGCUCAAUCAGUCAUCCAUUUCCGUUCCCUGGACUUGGGAAGAGGCGUGAUAAGGCGAAAGCCAAUAUGUGGGAAUCAGAUUCGGACUCGGAUGAGGUUACCUUCCCCACCGACACUGUUAAUAAAAGCCCGCGCAAGGACUCGAAGGCUGGAGGAGAUCUGGCAGAAACAAAGUGUCAAACCUGCAAUUCGACCGUGCGGUGGCCACGGGACUUGAAGACGUUUCGAUGUUCUGCCUGCUUGAUGGUGACCGAUCUGGAUCCCGAACCACCGACCGAUUCCAAGACGUCCGCCAACCCUGACACCGAAGACCGGUCUCGCGGUGGGCGCGUUAAAAAGCACCCCGUUGACGAUCGUCCCUUACCACCGCUGCCACCAUCCGCACGACCACCAGAGCAAAAGCAGGGGAUGCUAUUUUCAGCCAAGUCUAUGAGCGACAUGAUCGACAAAUGUCUUUCAAACUACUUUGACAAUCUUUUAGAUGGAUCAAGCCCCAGUUCGGGACCAGCCUAUGAUCGCAAUGGCCGAGCACGUCCUCUCAAACCGGAGGAAGCGUCUUCAUCGAUAAGCCGUGGCCCUGGUGGUCACCUGUCAGCCCCUCGAGACCCCCGCAGCCGUAGCACUUCUGGGUCUGGCGAACGACUUGGUGUACCGACAAAUCCGUCGACGUUCUUGACACCCCACGUGGCCCAGUGGGAGGGCAAGGAUACACCAGUACGGACUCGAGCCAAUUCAGAUCUACAGUCAAAUCAGAAUAUCGAUCGGCGUCCUCGAGAUCGCCCAGCACCCCACUCAGAUCUGGAGAACAAACAUCGCGAAACUCACCAUGCAGUAUUUGAGCGACUGGAGAAUUACCUCAUCUCUUCUUUGAAAGGCAUCGACGUUCUUAAUACGUCUUUCUCGACGCAUCAACCCUCUAUUCGAUCCGCUAGUAGCGGUAAUCCCCCGACGAUGAAAAUAGAUUCCAAUGCUAUCAUGGAACCGAACUUGAACGCGGCCGUGUUCGAACCCGAUGCCAAAACACUUCUCCUGGGUGAUUUGGCCGAAAACUCAUCUUGGUGGAUGACAGAAUGGGCUCAGGCUGAGGGACACAUACCUUCAUCGGCCAGAGAGAAAGGACAUUCGGAUUCCCGUUUGGUGUCGUCAAGGUCUCCUCGGAUCAACUGGGCUGAGGUGGGACGGUGGUAUCAGUUGCUGCUGACCGCCGGGAGCUCCUGGGCCGAACGUUGGGUUGCAAAAAGACCCGAGCAUAUACUUUCAGAGACCGAUGCGGCUCGUUACAAGAAAUGGGAAGCAGUGGAUCUUAUUCAGCUGGAGAGGGAAAUCAUUGAUUCUCGUAUUCAUCUCCAGCGGACCUUUAUGAAGGCAGUCGAGAAUCUUUUGAAGCGUCCGCGCCGUGUCCUCAAGAAAGCAGACGAUACCAGGUGGUUGUUCGUCUUGCUUGCCAACCCUUUGUUGUCAUCGCCUGGUGCUUAUUCGGCCUCUCGAUCUGCACAAGCACCACAUCGCGAUGGUCGACGCCCAUCCCACCCGAGUGACAGUCCACGAACGACUACGCGGGAGGGCAAGUCCUCGCACAAAGAUCCCCAUCGCCACGGGGGCGCUAAUCACCAUCACGGUCUCGUGAAGCGGAUCCUGGGAUUGAUGUCUAAUGCCUCCAAUGAGUGUCAUCACUAUUUUAUCUCCUGGUUCUCCCGAUUCUCUCCCACUCAGCUUGAACGAAUUGUAGAAUUGAUCGGUGGUUUUGUGACGUAUCGAUUGAUUCGUCAACAUGGUCGCAAGCGCAACGACAUUGCAAAAGAUGGAGAUGACCUGAUCCCAAGUUUUGCUAGCGCCGCGGGCAACACCCCUGCGGAGCUACAUGCAGCUAUUAACAAUCGUCGCAGCCCCAACAAAAAGCCAGAGAAGAAGAAGGAAGCUCCGAUUGUAUAUGUGGAGGAUUGGCAGAUCAAAGCUGGGUCAAGAAUAUUGUCCUUGUUAUUCACUGCGAAUACGGACGGGUCCAGGAAGUCUGAUCUACAAUUGCGAGAUCCACGAACUCAGCGUCAUCCUAACUCCGCAGCGCAGUCAGGACGCCGUGACAAUUACAUGGUCCCCAUCAGUGCCUUCUAUAAUACCUUACUGGACUACUCGGAUCUCAUUGCCGACUUUGAAGUUUGGGAGUCAAAAAGUUCCAAGUUCUCGUUUUGCCAGUAUCCUUUCUUCCUGAGUAUCUGGGCCAAGAUCCACAUCAUGGAGCACGACGCCCGGCGUCAGAUGGAGGUGAAAGCGCGCGAGGCCUUUUUCAGCAGCAUUCUCAACCACCGUGCGGUCAGCCAAUAUCUCGUCCUGAAGGUGCGACGCGAAUGUCUUGUCGAAGAUAGCAUGCGCGCUGUGAGCGAGUCUGUUGGGGCUAGUUCCGAAGAGAUCAAGAAGGGACUCCGUAUUGAAUUCGUUGGAGAGGAAGGUAUUGAUGCCGGUGGUCUUCGCAAGGAGUGGUUCCUCCUGCUGGUUCGGGAGGUCUUUGAUCCCCACCAUGGUCUAUUCAUCUACGAUGAUGACUCCCAGUAUUGCUAUUUCAAUCCUUACUGCUUCGAGUCCUCUGAGCAGUUUUACUUGGUUGGCGUUUUGUUUGGCCUUGCUAUCUACAACUCCACCAUCUUGGACGUCGACUUGCCGCCAUUCGCAUUCAGGAAAUUGCUUGCCGCCGCGCCACAGAACACUGGAUUACAUCCUUCUAACCCUCACCGCUCGAAGUUCAAGUGUACAUUGGACGACCUUGCCGAGUUCCGACCCGCUCUUGCCAAGGGACUGAGGGGCCUUCUCGAGUUCGAGGGUGAUGUUGCUGAGACAUUUUGCUAUGACUUUGUUGCUCAAAUUGACCGAUAUGGAGAAGUCGUGAGCGUACCCUUGUGUACAGGGGGCGAGAAGCGACCUGUGACUAAUUCUAAUCGGCGUGAAUUCGUCGAUUUGUACGUUCGCUACCUUCUUGACACCGCCGUGGCCCGGCAAUUUGAGCCGUUCAAACGCGGGUUCUUUACCGUGUGCGGGGGUAAUGCUCUCUCGCUAUUCCGAUCUGAGGAGAUUGAGUUGCUGGUUCGCGGUUCCGACGAAGCCCUCGAUGUGACCUCGUUGCGAGCCGUUGCUACCUACGACAAUUGGUCAACUCCGCGACCCGAGGCCAUUGCGGUGGUGCAAUGGUUCUGGGACUUUUUCGAGACCGCCCCUCCCCAGGCCCAACGGAAGAUUCUUUCCUUCGUGACGGGUAGUGAUCGGAUUCCCGCUAUGGGUGCCACCAGCUUGUCUAUUCGGCUCGCAUGCCUCGGAGACGACUGCUCCCGGUAUCCGAUCGCACGGACCUGCUUCAAUACACUCGGCCUGUACCGCUAUGGUUCUCGGGAGAAGCUUGAGAAGUUGCUUUGGGAUGCAGUGGUGAAUAGUGAGGGCUUCGGAUUAAAAUGAUCCAUUUGCCUCUCCUUUUGACUUUGUCUGAUCGCUUCUUACUGGCUUAUGGCCGUAUUUCUCAUGAUAGCUAUCAAUGUUUGUGUAGACGCUGGACGUUGGAUUCUGUUUGAACAGGAAUUCGUUUCGCGAGUAAGGAGUUGACGAUGCCGUUGCUCAAUGCGGUGCAUUGUGGACAGCAACUACUUUUUUUUGUUUUUUGCUGCAUUUUCAGAUGCACAUUGAGGGCGUUUUUUGGGUUCAAUUAAUUAUUCAAUGGCACACGAUUUCUCCAGGUUGGGACUCACCUUCCCCACAUUCCAUCAUCUGGAAAUCGUUAGAAUCUAGUACGUAAAUUGAACAGUCAUAACUGGAAAAGUCCACCGGGA